This is a messenger RNA of Elgaria multicarinata webbii, 537 nucleotides long. Its product is annotated as histone H2B 5. The record is from RefSeq and is a predicted model, not a curated record. NCBI's taxonomy places the organism in Eukaryota, Metazoa, Chordata, Lepidosauria, Squamata, Anguidae. Gene Ontology annotation, molecular function: structural constituent of chromatin; protein heterodimerization activity; DNA binding. The transcript has a single exon. Gene Ontology annotation, cellular component: nucleosome. The coding region runs from base 77 to 457 and encodes 126 amino acids.
GUGGGGAAGCUGAAUUUCGUCUCGAGAAGAUAAGUCACUUAUUUUCUUUUGAAGAAAAAGAUCUGAUAUUUCUACCAUGCCAGAACCAGCCAAGUCUGCUCCUGCUCCCAAGAAGGGGUCGAAGAAAGCAGUGACUAAGACCCAGAAGAAAGGGGACAAGAAGCGCCGCAAGAGCAGGAAGGAGAGUUACUCCAUCUACGUGUACAAGGUCCUGAAGCAGGUUCAUCCCGAUACUGGCAUUUCUUCGAAGGCAAUGGGGAUCAUGAACUCCUUCGUGAAUGACAUCUUCGAGCGCAUUGCUGGGGAGGCGUCUCGCCUGGCUCACUACAACAAGCGCUCCACCAUCACUUCUCGGGAGAUCCAGACGGCCGUGCGCCUCUUGCUGCCUGGGGAGUUGGCCAAACACGCAGUGUCAGAGGGCACCAAGGCCGUUACCAAGUACACCAGCUCCAAGUAAACUGAUCCUGUCGAAUCAAGAACCCAAAGGCUCUUUUAAGAGCCACCCACUUUCUCAUUAAAUAGCUUUAAUCACUCUAA